This is a messenger RNA of Adineta steineri, 1029 nucleotides long. NCBI's taxonomy places the organism in Eukaryota, Metazoa, Rotifera, Eurotatoria, Adinetida, Adinetidae. The record is from the annotation of a GenBank genome assembly.
AUGUCUCAAGUAACAUUAAAAAAAAGUUUAUUUGGUAUAACAAAAGAUCAUAAUGAAUCGAUAAAAUAUACUCUUUCUACAUCGGAUGGUUUUGAAAUUGCUCUAAUUGAUUAUGGUGCUACUAUUCAAUCGAUUCGACAACCAGAUAAACAAAAUAAUAUAGCUGAAAUUACUCUUGGCUACGAUACUUUACAAGGUUAUAUCGAGGAUAAAUGUUAUUUUGGUUGUACUGUUGGACGAGUAACAAAUCGAAUAAAAAAUGGUUAUUUUCAAUUAGAUGGUAUUGAUUAUCAAUUGGAAAAAAAUGAUAAUGCAAAACAUCAUUUACAUGGUGUUUUUAAUAAACAUAUAUGGAACAGUUCAACAGAAAAUGAUGACACAGUUAUUUUUAAAUAUCAAAGUCCAGAUGGAGAAGAUGGUUUUCCCGGAGAAGUCGAUGUGACUGUCAAAUAUACAUUGACAAAUGAUCAUCGUUUAAUUAUGGAUUUCUAUGGCAAAACAACUAAACCAACACCAAUUAAUAUGACGAAUCAUACUUAUUUCAAUCUUAGUGGAAAUACGAAUGAAACAAUACUCGAUCAUCAACUAAUUAUAUCAGCAAAUCAAUUCACUCCGUUAGAUGAAGAACAUAUACCUACUGGACAGAUAGCAUCAGUAGAAAAUACUCCAAAUGAUUUUCGAAAAUUAACUUGUGUUGGUGAUCAUAUUCAUGAGAUACCAUAUGCUUAUAAUGUUAUGUUUAUUGUUGAUGGAGAAGGAAAACGUUCGUUUGGCAAACUUGUACAUUCGAAAAGUGGUCGAGCUAUAAAUAUUGAAUCAACACAAAAAGCUCUUCAAUUUUAUACAGGAACCUAUCUUGAUAAUGUGAAUGGACGCGAAGGAGUUAUUUAUAAGAAAUAUAGCGGUCUUUGUUUAGAAACACAAAACUAUACUGAUAGUGUUAAUAAUCAACCUCAAUUUCCAAGUACAAUUCUUCGUCCUGGUGAAGAAUAUCACGAACAAACAUUUUUUCAUUUUUAUCUAGAAUAA